CCCCUCCAAGCCCCUCCCUCCCAGCACGUCGUAUUUAUCUCUGUAAACAGCCAGAGACUGAGGACGUUCCCGAGCCAGGUCCUCUGAGGAAGCCGCAGUCACAGCGCAGAGUCAUGUCUACCACCAGCCCAGACGCAGAAAGCUUUGUCACAUUCAAUCAAGUCCAAUCUCGUCAGAUAAUGGAGGGCCAACCGCUUCCCCCAGGGGUGAUGACCCCCAUCCCGAAACCCCUUGUGACCUUCUAUAAAGGAGAACCCGAGGCUCUGGGGGCCACACAGAUCUUCGUAGGAGUCGUGUCUAUCGUAUUCGGGAUCUUAAUAUCUAUGACCUCCAAGAUUCACACCAGAUAUUUUGAUCCGGUGACGAACAGCGGCGUGAUGUUCUGGUCGGGGAUGAUGUAUAUCGCAUCCGGGUCGGUGACAGUUUCUGCUGCAGCGAAGCCCACUGUGGGGAAGGUGAAGUCCAGUCUGGUGAUGAACACGAUCGCCUCAGUCUUUGCCGGAGUCUCCAUUAUACUCUUUGCCAUCAAUUUUAUUCCCUCUAGUUUCCUAUACAACGAGUUCUGUCUUUACAACGCGCGGGAGACAUGCCAGGGCCGCUUUGUCGCCAGUGAUUUCGUGACCGGGAUUUUAGCCAUGCAGUUUUUCUUUGUUGUCCUGAUGUUCUCCAUCGCCAUAUCCUCCUCUGCGUUCGCAUGCAAAUCGGUCUGUAGAGCGUCCUUCCAGGAAGUGACUGUAGUCGUCUACCAAACCGCACCGCCUACUACUACCGAUCCAAUGGCCUUCUCCUCAGUGCCAGCGCCCUCUGGUGGUACUUCUGGGAUAUAGGAAGGGGUUAAACCGUAGUCUCAGGAGGGUCAGCGCAAUGAUGAAGCAAAGAGGAGGAGGAAAUGCGGAAAGAGAAGCCGAGGACGCAGACGGCAUUUCAGAUAAUGGGCGUUUACUUUGCGCGCAAGCAACGCCUUCUUGUUUCAUAUAACGAAGGGAAGGGUUUUUCUUGCCACCUGCAUCCCACUGAGGAGACUUCCCUUCACUUUCUGUCUUUUAACCACUUGCUUACUGGGCACUUAAACCCCCUUCCUGCCCAAUUUUCAGCUUU
Rana temporaria (common frog) is the source of this 1098-nucleotide messenger RNA. RefSeq names its product membrane-spanning 4-domains subfamily A member 4D-like. Gene Ontology annotation, cellular component: membrane. The record is from RefSeq and is a predicted model, not a curated record. Bases 114 to 827 code for a protein of 237 amino acids. NCBI's taxonomy places the organism in Eukaryota, Metazoa, Chordata, Amphibia, Anura, Ranidae. The transcript has 7 exons.